This is a messenger RNA of Carassius auratus (goldfish), 567 nucleotides long. RefSeq names its product phospholipase A2, group IB (pancreas) (gene pla2g1b). Gene Ontology annotation, molecular function: phospholipid binding; calcium ion binding. Gene Ontology annotation, biological process: phospholipid metabolic process; lipid catabolic process; arachidonate secretion. NCBI's taxonomy places the organism in Eukaryota, Metazoa, Chordata, Actinopteri, Cypriniformes, Cyprinidae. The coding region runs from base 47 to 502 and encodes 151 amino acids. The transcript is spliced from 4 exons. The record is from RefSeq and is a predicted model, not a curated record.
ACCUAUAAAUAACUGGUCACUAAUACCUGUUCAUCCAGUCUUCACCAUGAACACCUUCCUGUCUCUCGUCAUCCUGAGUGUGAGUCUGCCCUCCUUGCUGGCGACUCUAGACUACCGUGCGCUGUGGCAGUUCAGGUCUAUGAUCCUCUGUACCAUCCCUCAGAGCUGGCCGGCACUGGAUUAUGCAGACUACGGAUGCUACUGUGGAAAGGGAGGCUCAGGCACCCCGGUGGAUGAACUGGACAGGUGCUGUGAGGUGCAUGAUGGGUGUUAUUCUGACUCAUGGCAACAUGAAGACUGCUGGGGUAUCUUAGACAACCCCUACACUGAAGUCUAUUCAUUCUCAUGUGACAAAGCGGCAAAACAAAUCACCUGCAAUGCUGACAAGAAUCGGCCCUGUGAGAUGUUCAUCUGUGAAUGUGACAGAAAAGCAGCCGAAUGUUUUGCACAAGCGGGUUACAACCCAGAACACGAGCACUAUCCUAGUGAAAACUGCAAAUGAACUCAAACUCAAUAAAGGUUUCAAACUGUCCCUAAAGUCUCAUUAAAGACAGCAAUCUGAUAUCA